Andrographis paniculata is the source of this 1177-nucleotide messenger RNA. RefSeq names its product OVARIAN TUMOR DOMAIN-containing deubiquitinating enzyme 11. Gene Ontology annotation, molecular function: cysteine-type deubiquitinase activity. Gene Ontology annotation, biological process: protein deubiquitination. The transcript has 10 exons. Lineage: Eukaryota; Viridiplantae; Streptophyta; Magnoliopsida; Lamiales; Acanthaceae. Bases 262 to 939 code for a protein of 225 amino acids. The record is from RefSeq and is a predicted model, not a curated record.
UUCAUUGAAUUGUUGAAACUUGGAAGGCAGUCCCACUUUGAUCCAUUCUUCCUUUCCCCUCAAGAACCUGCAUCUUCAACUUCAACUUCAAUCUCACACGCCUUCUCCACUUCUUGUUUGCUCACCUACCUUACCCUAAUCUGAUCCCUUCUUCCUCUCCUCUACUUUCGUACUGUUGCCAUUAUCGAUUAACUUAAGGAAAACCAGAGGAAUAAUCCAAUUUUAGGGGUUUAAUCGAUCGAUUAUUUCGAAGAGAUUGUUAUGACUCAUGUGUAUGGGAAUGAGGCUUCUAGCUCGAGCACUAGCUUGAAUAGCUCACAGGAUACAGAGGAUGAUCACACGAUUGCCGCAAUGUUAGCCGAGGAUGAGAAAUUAAGGUUUGAUGGGAAGCUUGGCAAAAGGCUUUCUCAUUUGGAUUCGAUCCCGCACACCCCUCGGGUUAUUGGGGAUAUACCGGAUCCAAAUCAUGCAACCUUAGACCAUGAGAGGCUAGCCGAGAGGAUGUCGAUUUAUGGCUUAGCUGAAAUGCAAAUCGAAGGAGACGGAAAUUGCCAGUUUCGAGCCCUUGCGGACCAGCUAUUUCAAAAUCCCGAUCAUCACAAGUACAUAAGAAAGAAGGUUUGCAAACAGCUGAAACGCCACAGAAAGCUAUAUGAAAGCUAUGUCCCCAUGAAAUACAGUCGCUAUGUGAGGAAGAUGAAACGAUUGGGAGAGUGGGGCGAUCACGUGACUCUACAAGCAGCUGCGGAUCGAUUUGAAGCCAAAAUCUGUUUGGUCACUUCUUUUCGCGACUCGGGCUACAUCGAAAUCCUUCCAAAAAUCGGAAAUCCCACUAAAGAGCUGUGGCUGAGCUUUUGGAGCGAAGUUCAUUACAACUCUAUAUACCAAGCUGGAGAGGUUCCUACGAGACCAUACCGGAAAAAGCAUUGGUUAUUCUGAUGAUUGCCCCGGCGGAGACGACAACGGCGACAACAACAAUGUAAGUUUAGCGGUUUACUUUGGAAAUUACUUUUUUUUUUUUUAACAGCGGCAUCUCUUGACACUAUUGUCUUGGUGAUAAAUUUCUCUGAAGGAAAAAUCUGCAUAUGAUAAAAUGUAUUGUAAUUAGUUCUUCUCUUCUUCUUCUUCCAUGUGUAUAUUUAUACUGCUCUUCGAUAUAGGCUUUGUUUGUCUUUUA